Molecule: messenger RNA, 5096 nt
Organism: Acanthochromis polyacanthus (spiny chromis)
Lineage: Eukaryota; Metazoa; Chordata; Actinopteri; Pomacentridae
Product: dolichyl-diphosphooligosaccharide--protein glycosyltransferase subunit STT3B-like
Biological process (GO): post-translational protein modification
Cellular component (GO): membrane
Molecular function (GO): dolichyl-diphosphooligosaccharide-protein glycotransferase activity
Source: RefSeq, a predicted model, not a curated record
UGCUCCCGCCCCCUUCAUCCAGCUCCAAGGAAGGAAGGAGGAACUGCUCGAGCCGCGUGUGUCACUUCCAGCGUGCUGCAAAAACCGCACUGCUAUGUGAUUCCUCGGAAAUAUUUAGCUGCCUCUGCGCUCAGUGGGACGUAAGGUUAGAAAGUUUGGAAUCGCAGCCGGUGUUUUGGGGGGCGCGGGGUGCAUAAGGACGGUGGCGCAAGUGGUUUCGGAAGUGGAGCGUGGCAGAGAAAAGGAAGAAAGAGAAGGCUUUUCUUUCCCGUGUGAUACCAGAUAGCUCGCUUCGCCUGCUUGCCACGACGGGACUGACGUAGAAUAUGGCGGAGCAUCACCCGGUUUCCGACAACAAACACAAAUCCUCCCUGAACUCGGGAACGUCGUACUCCGGGAACGGGCGCAGCAGCACGGCGGUGGCGGAGAGAGGGAGCAGCGCCGGAGCGGGAGGAGGAGGAGGAGGUCUGUCCGGCGGCCUGUCGCAGCCGGCCGGGUGGCAGUCUCUGCUGUCUUUCACCAUCCUGUUCCUGGCCUGGCUGGCCGGUUUCAGCUCCAGGCUCUUCGCUGUUAUUCGCUUCGAGAGCAUCAUUCACGAGUUUGACCCCUGGUUCAACUACAGGUCAACUCACCAUCUCACCACCAAAGGCUUCUAUGAGUUCCUGAACUGGUUUGAUGAAAGAGCCUGGUACCCUCUGGGUAGGAUAGUAGGGGGCACAGUUUACCCAGGCCUUAUGGUCACAGCGGGCCUUAUCCACUAUGUGCUCAACCUGCUGCACAUUACUGUCCACAUCCGAGAUGUGUGUGUGUUCCUUGCCCCAGUGUUCAGCGGCCUGACCUCCAUCUCUACGUUUCUGUUGACAAGGGAGCUGUGGAACCAGGGCGCUGGGCUGCUGGCGGCCUGCUUCAUUGCCAUCGUCCCCGGCUACAUCUCUCGCUCCGUGGCUGGUUCUUUUGACAACGAAGGCAUUGCUAUCUUUGCCCUGCAGUUCACCUAUUACCUUUGGGUGAAGUCAGUGAAGACGGGAUCUGUCUUCUGGGCCAUCGGAUGCUGCCUUUCCUACUUCUACAUGGUUUCAGCUUGGGGCGGUUACGUGUUCAUCAUCAACCUUAUUCCUCUUCAUGUGUUUGUCCUGCUGCUCAUGCAGCGCUUCAGUAAGAGAGUCUACAUAGCCUACAGCACCUUCUACAUCAUCGGACUGGUGCUGUCCAUGCAGAUCCCCUUUGUGGGCUUCCAGCCAAUCAGGACCAGCGAACACAUGGCCGCAGCAGGCGUGUUUGUGCUGCUUCAGGUCUACGCCUUCUUGCAGUACCUGAAGGACAGACUGACCAGGCAGGAGUUCCAGACUCUUUUCUUCUUGGGAGUGUCUCUGGCUGCUGGAGUGGUUUUUCUCUCCGUCAUCUAUCUGACAUACACAGGGUACAUUGCUCCUUGGAGUGGGCGCUUCUACUCCCUCUGGGAUACUGGCUAUGCUAAGAUCCACAUUCCCAUCAUAGCAUCGGUAUCGGAGCACCAGCCCACCACAUGGGUCUCCUUCUUCUUUGACCUUCACAUCCUCGUCUGUACUUUCCCAGCAGGCCUUUGGUUCUGCAUUAAGAACAUCAAUGAUGAGCGUGUGUUUGUGGCCUUGUAUGCUAUCAGCGCUGUGUAUUUUGCCGGUGUGAUGGUGCGGUUGAUGCUGACCCUGACUCCAGUGGUGUGCAUGCUGUCGGCGGUGGCCUUCUCCAGCGUCUUUGAACACUACCUGGGUGACGACAUGAAGAGGCAGAGCCCGCCUGCAGAAGACAGCAGCGACGAGGAUGACAGGAAAAACGCAGGCAACCUCUACGAUAAGGCUGGAAAGGUGCAACAUGUGUCAGAGCAGGAGAAGGCUGAGGAGGGCCUGGGCCCCAACAUCAAGUCCAUAGUCACCAUGCUGAUGCUGAUGCUGCUCAUGAUGUUUGCCGUCCACUGUACCUGGGUCACCAGCAACGCCUACUCCAGCCCCAGUGUAGUCUUGGCCUCUUACAACCAUGAUGGCUCCCGUAACAUCUUGGACGACUUCAGAGAGGCCUACUACUGGCUGAGGCAGAACACGGACGAGCAUGCCAGAGUGAUGUCGUGGUGGGACUACGGCUACCAGAUAGCAGGCAUGGCCAACAGAACCACGCUGGUCGACAACAACACGUGGAACAACAGUCAUAUAGCACUGGUGGGAAAAGCCAUGUCCUCCAAUGAGACCGCAGCCUACGAGAUCAUGAGGUCACUGGAUGUUGACUACGUCCUCAUUAUCUUUGGAGGCGUGAUUGGCUACUCAGGCGAUGACAUCAACAAGUUCCUGUGGAUGGUGCGCAUCGCAGAGGGGGAGCACCCCAGGGACAUCAGGGAAAGUGACUACUUCACCCCCCAGGGAGAGUUCAGAGUGGACAAAGCAGGCUCCCCCACGCUGCUCAACUGCCUUAUGUACAAAAUGUCUUACUACCGCUUCGGAGAGAUGCAGUUGGAUUUCCGGACGCCGCCAGGCUUUGACCGGACACGCAAUGCAGAGAUCGGCAACAAGGACAUCAAGCUGAAGCACUUGGAGGAAGCCUUCACCUCAGAGCACUGGUUGGUCAGGAUUUAUAAGGUCAAAAAGCUGGAGAACAGGGACCGUGUGGAGCACAAGCAGCAAGGCACUGACACCACCAAGCAGAAGUACACCUCCAAAAAGACCGCCAAGAGGAAGCGGGGAUACAUCAAGAACAAGCUGUCGCUCAAGAAGGGCAAGAAACUGACCAAGAAAUCUUUAUAGGAAGUCCACCACCACCGGAGGCAGACUGUGGAUGGGAGGGAGGAAGAAAAUCUUACACACAGAACUUUCAACAAAAACACGCAGCCGCAGCAACAGCAAAACAAAAAUCCACCAACCAACAUGAUUAAGGAACACCGGAGCUUCUCCAGACCCCUGUCAUCCCGAUGUCUUCAUGUCAUCUUCACCCAGGAAACCACAGAACGUGCUGAACCCCAGCUGACCUCUGACCUGAUCAGCGAGGUCAAGGAGAAGAGACGGAGGACAGGAGGUGUCGGCAAGUCCGGGAUCCUACCCCACACCGGUUUAAACCUGAGGAACUGUGACCUUUGACUCGCUUUUCUUUUUGUACUUGAACGUGAUGGGAGACGGAGAGCAAGAGAGAUUAGCUGUCCUUCAUCCAGGGACUGUUUGGGGUGGCUCUAUGCAUUGCAUCAUUCACACAGAUACAGAAAAUCCAUCACUCUACCAUGUCUCAGAUUCAGUACGAAAAGCCUAAACCAAGUGAACAUUUUCUUGAUAAACGUUCACCUCGUUCUGCUGCGCUGACGGGACACAUUCUUUGAGGAUCAUUUCUGUUUGUAGGAUCCUGGCCCUUAUUUUCAUAGUUUUCAUCAGUUCUAACACUGUCUCACAGUGACGGAAACGUCUCAUCAGACAAGUUGUAAACAAACCUUCAGGUUGAACUGUACAAUUACGGCCCACUUUUUAAUUAACUUCCAUCACAGUUCACAGACCACCUCCCUGUUUGGUCUCUGACUGCUGGACUUUACAAAAUUCUGCCAUUUUUCUCAACAAUUACUUAUUAUUACAGAGACUCACUCUCUCAGUUUUAGGAGUAAUUAAAAGGAUGUUGCAGAAGUUUAAUAGAAACAUGUUUGACUCCAAGAAGCAACUGUUUGAAAUAGUGGUAAAAGUUGGAGCAUCACUGUGAGGAAUCCUAACUUUUAGUCUCUACUAUGGAAACUGUAAAAACACUGGAAACCACAUUUCCCCUAAUGCAGCUGGAUCUUAAAAUCAGUUGCAUACAGCUUUAAAAGUUUUUUUACAACCUGCCUGAUCAGCUGACUGCUCGUUUCUUGACUUCUUGAUGACCAGAAAGAUGGCCAGAACUAUGAAAACAAUCAGAAAUAUCCUUAAAACCAUGUGCAUUAUUAUCUGUAGUGUCCAUACUUUACAGAGAGACGACCAGGGUUGAGUUUAACAGUAACAUAUCUCUAUUGGGAAGCCAUGCCAAGAAAUGAGGCCUACUUUUUAUCAAAAACCAGUAAUGAAUGAAUGUGUUGUUCUCUCAGAUGGACACAAUCCGUCUCGGUCUGUGAGCAGCACAGAAGUCCCACAAGUAGCACCGUACCAAACAAACAGGUUUCCCACACAGCCAGGUGAAUUCCACUGAGUAAGACUGAGUGCACUGUCACAAAUCAUUUGGGAGUCACUACCAGUUUAGAGUUAAUCCAGUCCAUGUGCUUGCUUUUUGUUUUGUUAGCGGCUUAUGCUAACGGGAUGUGUGUCACGUCUGUCAUUGUGAUCAUUAAAAAGCCAUUUGAAGUGUAGCGCUUAUUUGCCCUAAUUUGAAACCCUCUUCACCUGCCAGUGCCGCUGAAAACAAUGUGAAGGGAAAUCAGCAGCGCAAACAGCCAGCUGUUAGUCCACACAGCCUGCUGUCAGUGCGUCGUGUGUCAAAAGGUGUCCCCGAGGCCCGAGUCCCUUUCAUCUCCUGUCACAAGUCCUACUGCACUGUGUAGAUACCAGACGGCGUCUCCCUGCACAGGUACAGUACCAGGAUCAAACACCUGCUCUCACUGCUCACCCCCUGUGAAUUCACAAAUACGUCCUCAGAGCUGUCAGCAGCUUUUCUGGUUUCAGAGGGUUACAGCAGCAUUGCAUUCCAGUGGCUCUUUUCAGUUGGAUGAAUUGUCACUGGUUUGUGAUUAGUUUCUUCUGUGAACCAAACCAUUUAUCAUUUAAUCCGCCUGAUUCCCUUUCUUUCAAACACACGCCUCCAUCUUGUGUGACCUGACUUUGAUUCUGUUGAGCGGUUUAUUCAGAACACCAACGUCAGAGACUCCAGGUGGAGAGGACAGAAAAGGCCUUAAAAUAAAAAACAAAAAAGAUCAUAUCGUCUCCAGAGCUGCACGGUCAGCGGCUGUAUUUAUUACAAGGACGAUGGAGGCUGCGGUGAUCAAAGCGAGCGCAGCGUCCUAUCUGUAAUGAAAGGAUUUUAUUUGGUUUUGAUUUUCCAAGUCAAAGGUUCUUCCAUCAAUUGUAAUGCUCUGGAUGCAGGUGUGAGAAUGAAACAUGCCUUUUUGAAUAAAGAGGUUGAAAUAA